AUGGCCCGGAGGCUGUCUUCCCGCCUUUCCGUAUUUCCAUCUCUUUUCAGCGUCACAAAAACUCAACAGCAAAACGGAUUCUUACCUUUCAGAUCGCUAUCUCUUGCUGAUAUCACGUCGCAAGAUUCCCUAUUUAUUGGCUGCUAUUAUCUCAUAUCACAAGCAUCACGUUCUUAUGCCCGUGAUAGGCGUUCAAGUUAUGAUCUAUUUGGCGGUAAAAUUCCAGGAGCUAAGGAGUUUAGAAGAGAGUGGGCAAAACAAAUGGAUGAUGAAGAGGAUCAUCUUUGGACGGGAAGUGAAGACGAGAGUGAUACCGAGAGAAACAGUCAUAGUGAGCUUAAAAAAGAAAUUAAGAAAGCAAAGCAGCGGGCUAAAGAUCGCUCUGAUCGCAUUGAUGCUGAUGAUAGUGAUGAGUUGAAUAGCGUGUGGUCAGAUAGCGAUGAAGAGAAGACACUGUGGACUGGAGAUGAGGAAGAUGAUGACGAUGAUAUUCCUACAGAACCUGUCCCAAAUGAGAGGAGUGAUGAAUAUAUAGAUAAAUUGUUUGAGUUUGAGGAAAAACCAAAAUAUCGAACACUCGCUGAAGCAUUGAAAGAUGAGCAGGAGCCUGAAGAAUUGUCCCCUGGAAAACAGGCUCGAAAACUUGCAGUUGAGAACGCCCUCAAGAAAUUAAAGAAAGGGCCAGAUGGGCGGUACAUUAAUGUGUGGGAAGUCAUGAGUGAUUUGGACAUUCUCAUUGGAGCUUUCGAGAAUAUUGUCUCGGGACCAGAAUACGAGGAGCUUAGGCAAGGUGGGCCGAAGAAAUUGAACAUUCAGUUUUUUAAGGAUAUUCAAGCUCAUUUGCCAACAAUUAAGAAAUGGCAGAAGACCCAGUCGAGACGUAGGAAAGCACAGAAGCGAUGA
Messenger RNA from Fraxinus pennsylvanica, 903 nucleotides. The record is from the annotation of a GenBank genome assembly. Lineage: Eukaryota; Viridiplantae; Streptophyta; Magnoliopsida; Lamiales; Oleaceae.